GUUGUAUGUCCUCGGAAUCCCGGAGCAGUGUUCAGGAAGGAUGUGAGAGAGCAGCAGGGCUCCAGGCAGAGGAUUGCCCACAGCUGCCUGCAGAAAGGGAACCAGGCUGCCGUCUACGCAGAGUCCACAGGAGCCUUGAGAGGAAGGGACAGGGUGAGGUCAAGAGGAGUCAAGCUCCCCUGCCACCCCAGGUUACCCUUGCAGGAUGAGGGUGCCAUGGCCCCAGCCCUGGGCCCUCAAUCUCCUGCUCGUCCUCCUGCCUUGGACCUGGGGAGCAGAGAACCACCUUUCCCUGCUGUACCACCUCACGGCUGUGUCCUCCCCAGCCCAGGGGUCUCCCGCCUUCUGGGUCACAGGCUGGCUGGGUCCCCAGCAGUACCUGAGCUAUAGCAGCCUGCGCACAGAGGCUGAGCCCUGUGGGGCCUGGGUGUGGGAAGACCAGGUGCCCUGGUACUGGGAGAAGGAGACGGUGGACCUACGGAACAAGGAGAAGCUCUUCCUGGGGGCUCUAGAAGCCCUGAAGGGAGGUUCCGGUACACUGCAGGGGCUGCUGGGCUGUUCCCUGGGCCCUGGCAACACAUCGGUGCCCACUGCUUUGUUUGCCCUCAAUGGAGAGGAGUUCAUGCAGUUCCAUCCUACCAAUGGCAGCUGGAGUGGGGACUGGCCCGAGACAGAGGUGGUCAGUAAUCUGUGGACGCAGCAGCCUGAGGCAGUCCAGAAGGAGAGGACCUUCCUGCUCAACUCUUGCCCACAGCGGCUGCUGGGCCACCUGGAGAGGGGCCAUACAAACCUGGAAUGGAAGGAGCCGCCCUCCAUGCGUCUGAAGGCCCGCCCUGGCAGUCCCAGCUUCUCGGUGCUCACCUGCACUGCUUUCUCCUUCUACCCACCUGAGCUGCAGCUGCGAUUCCAGCGCAACGAUCUGGCAGCUGGCUCGGGGGACGACGGUGGUUUCGGUCCCAAUGGUGACGGCUCCUUCCAUGCCUGGUCAUCACUCACGGUCAAAAGUGGGGAUGAGCAUCAUUACAGCUGUGUUGUGCAGCAUGCCGGACUGCCACAGACCCUUACUGUGCAGCUAGCUACAGAGUCACAAGCCAGGUCCUCGGUGCCAGUGGUUGGAAUAAUCCUUGGCUUCUUGGUUCUCCUGGUGGCCGCUGCAGGAGGAGUUCUGUUAUGGACAAGAAUGAGGAGUGGACUGCCAGCCCCAUGGCUCUCUCUCAGAGGAGAUGACAUUGGUGACCUGCUGUCUGGCCCGGGCCUGCCCCCGGAGACUGAUUCUCAGGAUGUUAACUCCUUGCCCUCUACCACUUGAUGACCCUCACUCUGGCUGCCGUAGCCCUGUCGUGUGACCUCCUGAACUCCUGGUGUCUCUGAGCCUCCCCAAAACUGGACCUGAAGUCCUCCUUCGUAACCCUUUUGUUUGUGGCCUGUCUCAGUUUCUCCUUCGAAUGUAUAUGACUAUUUUUCCAAUUCCACAUAUUCAUAUAAUGAGUUUGGGCCUAAA
Molecule: messenger RNA, 1501 nt
Organism: Jaculus jaculus (lesser Egyptian jerboa)
Lineage: Eukaryota; Metazoa; Chordata; Mammalia; Rodentia; Dipodidae
Gene: Fcgrt
Product: Fc fragment of IgG receptor and transporter
Exons: 7
Coding region: 206-1309 (367 amino acids)
Biological process (GO): immune response
Cellular component (GO): external side of plasma membrane
Molecular function (GO): beta-2-microglobulin binding
Source: RefSeq, a predicted model, not a curated record